UUGGCAACAUUGUUUUUUGGUAGUUUACAAAUAAAAUGGCCGAUAUGUGAGGCUAGUUUGUAUGGACAAUAAAAUAUGCAAUUAUGUAAAAUUAAUGACCGUCGGCCGUGCGUGCGUCCAAGUCAAAACGUGGCCCCGUGAGUGCGAAGCACGGGAAAAGUGCGCGGAGCACGAGUGAGAGUGUGGGAGCGGCGCGGGAGGUAGGUGGAGGUUGUCUUUCCAAGACCCGUGGACGCCGCGGGCUCGAAAGACCGAAACGAGGAAAUCACUUAUGGUCUCCAACACAUAGAAGAGUGGUGCGGCGUGCUUUUUUCUAUUGGUGUAGAGUGGCGCGGCAACGAUACGAAAGCGACUGCUCGACUCGGGCCUUAGGAAAAACGGCCGCCUCGUCCUGAUAUCUCCGACGUACGGAAGCUCAGCUCUCGUGUCUCGGGGCCCGCGCAUCGCGCAUCGCGAACCCCGGGAACCCCGGGAACGGCGUGAGCGCCUCGGGUGCACGGCUCUCGUCGCUGCGGUGAAAUCGUUUCACCAUAGAUUCCCUUGUUUGCAGCACCCUCCGCUCCGCGUGCUGCCCGAACAGAGCUCCCGAUAAAGCCGGGCUUGGAGGACACCGCAUGCGUCGAGCUCGCGCGUAGCGUCCCGUUCGACGGCCGUUGUCGCGGCAUCCAGAUAUGACAGGUUUCGUCCGCAGAUUUGUCCAGCAAGGCCGAGAUACUGGAGCGUGACGGGUACGUUUAUUUGGAGCCUCUCAAAAUCUUUCCCACGGAUCAGUUUGUUAUAGUGGAGAGGGCUGGCGCGGACAAUGCAUUGACAAACGCAGCAACGGAGCAGCAACGCACCAGUGCCGCGUCCAGCCAGACUAACCCACCCAUCGCCACCCUCACGACUAUGUGUACCACUCCUGGGAAUGCGGGCACGGGAUUCGGGUCCUACGCUUGGUCCUUCGGCGGGCCAGGGACGGAGACCCGGGAGAACGCCCAGAGCGACCUCGCGACCAACAUCAGUUACGCCGUUAACAAUAACCAGGAUCAAGGCUCCAGUCAGAAGAUACCGGUCGACAUCAAGCCGACCAAGGUUACCGCCACCACUCACCGUCGUCCGAUGUUUGUGAUGAACGAAAGUUGUCAGCAGACACCGACGACGCAUCAUGGCCAUACCGGCGGAGCGCAUAAUCAAACUACCCAUGGCACUCACGUUCGCACUAAAAAGCAUCACGACGUAUUUUCACUGACGUGCGACAAAGGGGGCUGUAAUUGCGAUGCGGCGCAUCCCACGCCCCCGCCUUCCUUAUUCUCAAACACCUUAGUUUUUACGACAGCCGACAAGCACGCCAUGAGCAAGCACUUCAUGACACCGCUCGGACCGUUGCAGCUCACGGCAGAAGAGUGCAAUGAGAUCUUGAUGAAGAGAGCGGCCGCUGCGUCCAAUCAGACCAGUACGACCAACAACGUCGCGACCAGCCAGACGGACAAUACCGCUCACUUCGGCCAUGUCCUCACUCAUGUAAACACGACGCAGAUCGAGACCAAGGUCAAGCAGCAGCAGGACAUGGGAAGUCAGGUCCGAGUACCGAAAGAACGACCGUAUUCCUGCUCGGAAUGCGGCAAGUCCUUCCUACUCAAGCAUCAUCUCACCACACACGCCAGAGUACACACUGGCGAACGGCCGCAUAUUUGCGUUCAUUGCGGCAAGAGUUUUGCGCACAAACACUGUCUCCAUACGCAUCUGCUACUGCACAGCGCCGAGAGGCCGUAUCAAUGUCGCGAAUGUAAAAAAUCUUUCACGCUGAAGCAUCAUCUUGUGACGCAUACUCGCGUGCAUACGCGGGAGCGGCCGUUUGUCUGCCAAGAGUGCGGAAGAGCGUUCCCGCUCAAACGUCACCUGGUGACGCACAGUAAAUUCCACUCGGGGGAGAGACCUUACGUUUGCGAGGAAUGCGGGGAGUCGUUUUCGCAAAAGGACCACCUUACGAUGCAUUCACGCUUCCACGGCAGCCUACAUCCAUUCGUUUGCCACGACUGCGGUGCGACAUUUCAGAGGAAGUUUGAGCUAGUUAAUCACGGCCGGCUACACGGCAGAGUUCCACACUCGUGUACCGUAUGCGGAAAGGAGUUUCUGCAGAAGAGAACACUUUUAGCUCAUAUGCGUUUACAUACGGGCGAGACACCCUUCGCUUGUACCGUUUGCGGAGAAGCAUUCCCUCGGAAAGCGGACCUGGUCGCUCAUUCUAAGAUUCACAACAAUAAUGCAAAUACCGAUGAAAAGUCCCUUACAUGCAGGGAAUGUGGGUUGGAGUUCCCGAAUCGAGAAGCUCUGAAUUUGCAUCAGAGGUUACAUACUGGUGAUCGAACACUGGUAACGGACCUUUGUGGAUUAGCAGCCGCCUUUCAGCAAACUCCAGCACAUUUUCUUACCCCAAACACUCCAGGAACACAUCAGAUGAACGGACCGAUAGGGACACCUGGUGUCAGUCAUAUGCAUGGCGCGACGCAAACGUCGCCACCAGUGGGUGCAGGACCAAAACCUAAGCCACAUAUUUGUCCUGAUUGCGGUCGCGGUUUCGCACAAAAACACGGCUUGUCGCAGCAUCAACGACGUCACACAGACGGCAGUUGCCACAUACGAUCACACGUAUGCGACAAAUGCGGCAAGGCCUUCUUCCAGAAGAAUCAUUUGUUAUUACAUCAACGUCAGCAUAUGGAUCCGCCACCAAGUAUACUUAGACAACAACAAAGACAAGCCGCUCAAGCUGCGGCUCAGCAAGCGCAACAGCAGCAGCAACAGCAAGUUCAGCAGCAGCAACAGGUGCAACAGCAAGUACAGCAGCAACCACAGCAACAACAACAGGCGUGUACCGUUGAUACGAAAACAAUUCAACUACAGGCAAUACAGCAGCAAGUACAGCAACAAGUGCAACAGCAAGUACAGCAGCAGCAGCAGCAGCAACAGCAGCAGCAGCAACAGCAGCAGCAACAACAGCAACAGACGCAACAACAACAAGCAUGUUCCGUGGACGCUAAAGCAAUACAGUUGAAUGUCACCAUGUGAGACGGUAUAAAGAUGAGGGACUGGAGAGUCCUUGAAACAAUAGCACUCCCAAAUGCGCACCCUGCUGCCACCCUCUGCACGCACUUAUCAUGUACUAACAAUACACGUUAGAUAUAUAUUUAUUAUCUCUAGAUUCAAAAAUAAUAAUCAAUUUUAUUACAAGAAUAGAAAUAUACAAAGAUAUAUAUAUAUAUAUAUAUACACACACUAUAUUCUAAUUACUAUAAGGCUUGUAACAAGAAAAUAAAGGUAACCGUUUAUUAGUGUUUUACAUAUACUUUAUAAAUAUACAAAUAUAAAAUAUAUAAAUAUAUAAAUAUAUACUCUAGACAUGUAAAAUGAGACUAAAAAAUUAGUUGCCUUAACGAGAAGAAGAAUUUUAAUGAACAUAUUAACUAUUACGUUUGGUUUUUUUUCAUUUACUUUUAUUUAGUAGGACAUCACUUUAUAAGAAAAUACGUAUUGAAUAAAUCGAGAUAAGAUACUAAGUUCGCCGUGUAUCGUUGCUUUGUUAUCCUUCUCAAUGUAACUAUGCGAUGGUAAUUGAAAGAAGAUACUUGAUGUGUGAACAGUAAGAUGGUGAAUGGAAAGGGGGAGAUUCUGUAAACGGUUUUGGCAAAGAAAAAAAGAGGGUGGCAGACAUUGCGCAUUUAUGAAGCAUUUUUAAAGCUUAGAUCUAUAUAAAAUAGCAUUUUAGUCCCGCGCAAUUUAUAUUUUUACGUUAAAUGAUACGAGCAAAUGGUUCGUUAAAUUUUAGAAAUACGUAAGAAUCCCGGUUUUAUAAGAUCCAAAUAUCAAUAAAUGGAUGUAAAUGUUUUUCGUGAGGAAUUAACGCGAUGUAUGAACGCCAUAUAUAUGAUCUUAAAGUUAUAUACGAGAAUGCAUAAAUUAGUUUUCAGUAAAGUCACAAGAUUAAUACACGUAUUCUGUAUGUGUAUUAAUCUUGUUACACAUGUACUUCGCGUUUAGAAUCCCAAGAAGCCUUUCCACGUGCUUAAUUCUCUUUCGAUUGAAACAUUUCCUCCGUGAUAACAAAGUGCGCGUCGCGUGCAGUUACGUGUGAGAUUGCUUAACGGACUCUCCUAGUGAAACGCAAAUUUAAUUUUUGUCAGCAAAAGUAUAUUAAUUAAUAGUAUAGCUAGAAAAACGGAAAAAUACGAAUAAAGGUUUCCUACAUAGUUUUAAUAUG
Messenger RNA from Vollenhovia emeryi, 4237 nucleotides. Its product is annotated as zinc finger protein 2-like. The record is from RefSeq and is a predicted model, not a curated record. Gene Ontology annotation, biological process: regulation of immune system process; negative regulation of transcription by RNA polymerase II; regulation of cytokine production. The transcript is spliced from 3 exons. The coding region runs from base 889 to 3048 and encodes 719 amino acids. NCBI's taxonomy places the organism in Eukaryota, Metazoa, Arthropoda, Insecta, Hymenoptera, Formicidae.